AUGGUCUCUUUCGCCAAAUUCGCUGUCCUCGCCUCGUGUGUAGCCUCUGGGCUGGCCGCAUCCCCCUUCUUCACCAGACAGGGCACAUACGAGGAGGUCUUAGUCGCCAUGAAGGCUGUUGGUGGACAGGUUGGAACUCUUCACGCCGCCAUCCAAGGUUUCCCUUCUCCAGGAACGCUUCCCGCUGGAUUGCAAAUCCAUAUGAAUGCUACGGCUUUGGUCAAGGGGCUCGAUACCUGGACGACUACCACCUCCACUUUGGGUCAGUUCGACGCCCCGCAAUGUCGCGAGCAGUUGGAUAUCGUCAAGACGUUCAGGCCCGAGAUCGAAGGCUCCUUGACCGGCAUCGUUGAGAAGAAAGCAGCCAUCGCUGCCCUCCCGAUCGGUGGCAUUGUCAACUUGAUCAAACAGGAUCUGGGACUCCUGAACGCCGCCACAGAAAAGUUUGGUAAUACCAUCAUCACAGCUUGCCCGGCUGAUAUGCAAGACGAGCCCAAGGAGACACAGGCCAAGAUCGCUGAGGCAUUCAAAGUAGCUAUUGGCGCGUACAAUGCUUGA
This is a messenger RNA of Pleurotus ostreatus (oyster mushroom), 558 nucleotides long. RefSeq lists its product as uncharacterized. The record is from RefSeq and is a predicted model, not a curated record. The transcript is spliced from 4 exons. Lineage: Eukaryota; Fungi; Basidiomycota; Agaricomycetes; Agaricales; Pleurotaceae. Bases 1 to 558 code for a protein of 185 amino acids.